Messenger RNA from Dentiscutata erythropus, 300 nucleotides. NCBI's taxonomy places the organism in Eukaryota, Fungi, Glomeromycota, Glomeromycetes, Diversisporales, Gigasporaceae. The record is from the annotation of a GenBank genome assembly.
AUGAAUCCUAUAAUAAUUCAAGCAGCACCAUGUUUUUAUAAAUUAAAAGAAGGAAUGCUAAAAGAAAUAGAGUUUUAUAUAUGUUCUGGAGAAGGCAUAGGGGCUAAAAUGCAAUACAAUCUCUUAAAAGCAAAACAUCCAGACAAGGUCUUAGAACAGUUAAACAAUACAACUAAUCAAAUGAUUCCCAAGACUAUUUACACUAAUGCUAACCCAGCUAUGAAAAAGAAAAACAAUGAAAAUAACUGUGUUAAAUCUCAAUCUGUUGAAUCUCAAUCUGUUGUUGAAUCUCAACUUGUU